AUGGAGGGCAGCAAGGAGCGCUUCCACUGGCAGAGCCACAAUGUCAAGCAGAGCGGCGUGGACGACAUGGUCCUGCUCUCCAAGAUCUCCGAGGAGGCCAUCGUGGAGAACCUCAAGAAACGUUUUAUGGACGAUUACAUCUUUACCUACAUUGGGCCGGUGCUCAUCUCCGUCAACCCCUUCAAGCAGAUGCCGUACUUCACCGACCGGGAGAUCGAGCUGUACCAGGGGGCGGCUCAGUAUGAAAAUCCUCCCCAUAUCUACGCCCUGACCGACAACAUGUACCGCAACAUGCUGAUCGACGGGGAGAACCAGUGCGUCAUCAUCAGCGGAGAAAGCGGGGCCGGGAAAACGGUGGCAGCGAAAUACAUCAUGGGCUACAUCUCCAAAGUGUCCGGGGGUGGUGAGAAAGUGCAGCACGUGAAGGACAUCAUCCUGCAGUCCAACCCGCUGCUGGAAGCCUUUGGAAAUGCCAAAACCGUCCGGAACAACAACUCCAGCCGCUUUGGGAAGUACUUCGAGAUCCAGUUCAGCCGGGGUGGCGAACCCGACGGGGGGAAGAUCUCCAACUUUCUGCUGGAGAAGUCGCGGGUGGUGAGCCAGAACGAGUGCGAGAGGAAUUUCCACAUCUACUAUCAGCUCAUCGAAGGGGCGUCCCAAGAGCAGCGGCAGAACCUGGGCAUCAUGAGCCCGGAUUAUUACUACUACCUGAACCAGUCGGACACGUACCAGGUGGAGGGCACAGAUGACCGCAGCGACUUCCAUGAGACCAUGAACGCCAUGCAGGUCAUCGGCAUCCGGGGCGAGGACCAGCAGCUAGUGCUGCAGAUCGUGGCGGGGAUCCUCCACCUGGGAAACAUCAGCUUUCGGGAGGAAGGCAACUAUGCUCGGGUGGAAAAUGCUGACUCCCUGGCCUUCCCUGCCUACCUGCUGGGGAUCGACCAGGACCGCCUCAACGAGAAGGUCACCAGCAGGAAAAUGGACAGCAAGUGGGGCGGCCGCUCCGAGUCCAUCACUGUCACCCUCAACGUGGAGCAGGCGGCUUACACCCGGGACGCCCUGGCCAAGGGGCUCUACGCGCGUGUCUUCGACUUUCUCGUGGAGUCUAUCAACCGGGCUAUGCAGAAGCCGUAUGAGGAGUACAGCAUCGGGGUGCUGGACAUCUACGGCUUCGAAAUAUUCCAGAAAAAUGGCUUUGAGCAAUUCUGCAUUAACUUUGUGAACGAGAAGCUGCAGCAGAUCUUCAUAGAGCUGACCCUGAAGGCAGAGCAGGAGGAAUACGUGCAGGAGGGGAUCAAGUGGACCCAGAUCCAGUACUUCAACAACAAGGUGGUGUGCGACCUAAUAGAGAACAAGCUGAACCCGCCCGGAAUCAUGAGUGUCCUGGACGAUGUCUGUGCCACCAUGCAUGCCACCGGCGAGGGGGCAGACCAGACACUGCUGCAGAAGCUGCAGGCAGCUGUGGGCACCCACGAGCACUUCAACAGCUGGAGCUCGGGCUUCGUCAUCCACCACUACGCAGGCAAGGUCUCCUACGAUGUGAACGGCUUCUGCGAGCGCAACCGGGACGUGCUCUUCACCGACUUGAUCGAGCUCAUGCAGAGCAGCGAAUAUGGUUUCAUCCGGAUGCUUUUCCCAGAAAAGCUUGAUUCUGACAAAAAGGGACGACCGACCACCGCGGGCUCCAAAAUCAAGAAACAGGCUAAUGACCUGGUGAACACGCUAAUGAAGUGCACGCCACACUACAUCCGCUGCAUCAAGCCCAACGAAACCAAGAAACCCCGGGACUGGGAGGAGAGCAGGGUGAAGCACCAAGUCGAGUACCUGGGACUGAAGGAGAACAUCCGGGUGCGCCGGGCAGGUUUUGCCUACCGCCGUCUCUUCCACAAAUUCCUGCAACGCUAUGCCAUCCUCACCCCCGAGACAUGGCCAUCCUGGCGCAGGGACGAGCGGCAAGGGGUGCAGCACUUGCUGCGCUCCGUCAACAUGGACCCGGACCAGUAUCAGAUGGGUCGGAGCAAGGUGUUUGUCAAGAACCCCGAAUCGCUCUUCCUCCUCGAAGAGAUGCGGGAGCGGAAAUUCGACGGCUUUGCCCGGGUGAUCCAGAAAGCCUGGCGUCGGCACGUCGCCAUCCGGAAGUAUGAGCAGAUGCGAGAGGAGGCCUCCAACAUCCUCUACAACUUCAAAGAGCGGAGGAGGAACAGCAUUAACAGGAAUUUCGUGGGCGAUUACCUGGGCAUGGAGGAGCGGCCAGAGCUGCGCCAGUUCCUGGCCAAGCGGGAGCGGAUAGACUUCGCUGACUCCAUCACUAAGUACGACCGGAGGUUCAAGCCCAUCAAGCGGGACUUCAUCCUCACCCCCAAGUACUUCUACCUGAUCGGGCGGGAGAAGGUGAAGAAAGGUCCUGAGAAGGGGCAGAUCAAGGAGGUGCUCAAGAAGAAGGUGGAGCUCCAGGCGGUGAACGGCGUCUCACUGAGCACCAGGCAGGAUGAUUUCUUCAUCCUCCACGAGAAUGAUGCCGACAAUUUCUUGGAAUCCAUCUUCAAGACGGAGCUGAUCAGCCUGCUGUGCAAACGCUACGAGGAGCUCACCCGCACCAAGCUGCGCCUCUCCUUCAAGGACACACUACAGUUUCGGGUGAAGAAGGAGGGUUGGGGCGGUGGCGGCACCCGCAACGUCAUCUUCGUCAGAGGACAGGGCGACGUGGCCACCCUCAAAGCCGGAGGGAAAACCCUUACAGUCAGCAUCGGGGAUGGGCUCCCCAGGAAUGCCACACCCCAGUUCCCGCGCAGCGAUGGCCAGGCUCAGCAGGACGCCUACAUGGUGCCCCAGAAGCAGGCACGGGAGCAGCCAGCCACAGUGCUGCCACACCGAAACACCACCCGCCAGCCGAAGACACGGCCCCCGUCCGAGCAGAACAUGGAUUUCCUCAACGUGCCCGACCAGGGGGUGGCCGGCAUGCAGCGCCGGCGAAGCCUGAGCCAGCAGCCGCCCCCAGCCAGGCGUCCCAAGCCGCAGCCCAAGGCGGCCGUGCCGCGCUGCCAGGCGCUCUACCAGUACAUCGGGCAGGACGUGGACGAGCUCAGCUUCAACGUGGGGGACAUCAUUGACAUCCUGCUAGAAGAUAUCUCUGGCUGGUGGAAAGGCCGGCUGCACGGCAAGGAAGGGCUUUUCCCUGGGAACUAUGUGCAGAAGAUCUGA
Messenger RNA from Aptenodytes forsteri (emperor penguin), 3201 nucleotides. RefSeq names its product myosin IF (gene MYO1F). Gene Ontology annotation, molecular function: ATP binding; microfilament motor activity; actin filament binding. The transcript has 27 exons. The record is from RefSeq and is a predicted model, not a curated record. Gene Ontology annotation, biological process: vesicle transport along actin filament; actin filament organization. Bases 1 to 3201 code for a protein of 1066 amino acids. NCBI's taxonomy places the organism in Eukaryota, Metazoa, Chordata, Aves, Sphenisciformes, Spheniscidae. Gene Ontology annotation, cellular component: vesicle; myosin complex; cytoplasm.